AUAUUCAUGAAAGCAACUAAUGUUGGUAUUGAAGCGAUUGAAAUCUACUUCCCUAAGACCUAUGUUAAUCAAGCAGAAUUAGGUACUAAAAAAUAUAUAGUUUUCAGAAUUAUUUGAUAAUGUUUCGCAGGGUAAGUAUACCGUAGGAUUGGGAUAAGUGAAUAUGGCCUUUGUAAGACCUUUUGAAGAUGUAAACACCAUGGCAUUGACAGGUAUGUAGAGAUCUCUAUGUUAGUUGUCACUAAUCUAUUAGAGAAAUAUUAAAUUAAUCCUGCAUUAAUAGGUAGAUUGGAAGUGGGCACAGAGUCAUUAUUAGAUAAAUCUAAAUCAACUAAGACAACCCUUAUGAGAUUGUUUGGUGAAAAUACAAAUAUUGAAGGAGUGACUUCAAUAAAUGCAUGUUAUGGAGGAACCAAUGCUUUAUUUAAUACUAUUAAUUGGAUGUAGAGUGAGGCUUGGGAUGGUAGAUUAGGCCUUGUUGUUUGUACUGAUAUAGCAGUUUAUGCUAAAGGAUCAGCACGUACUACUGGAGGAGCAGGAGCAGUGGCAAUGUUAAUCGCUCCGAAUGCAACUUUUACACUAGAACCAAUUAGAACUACUUAUAUGAAAGAUAAUUACGAUUUUUAUAAGCCAAACUUUCACAGCGAGUAUCCCACUGUCGAUGGCCAGUUGUCAAUAUAAAGUUAUUUAUCAUCUAUAGACAAUUGUAUUCAAUCCUAUUUUAGGAAAAACAACAAUGUGAAUGCUGAUUUUUAUUGUUUUCACAGUCCUUUUCAUAAGAUGGUUUAGAAGUCCUUCUUAAGAGUCAAGUUGAAUGAAUCAUUUGUCUAAAAAGUUGAGACUGGAUUCACAUUCUAAAAUUUCAAUGAAAAAUAAUCACAAAUGCUUAAAUUCUAUUAGAAUGAUUGGUUGAAUAAGGCUCUACCAUCUUGUCUUUUGUCAAGAGAAUUAGGUAAUAUCUAUACAGGAGCUCUAUAUGCAGGAUUAGUAAGUUUGAUUUAAACCUAAGAUGACUUAAUAAAUAAAAGAAUAAUGAUGUUCUCAUAUGGAUCAGGCUGUGCAGCUUCACUCUUUUUUUUGAGAUGCAACAAAUCAACAGGAGUAUUGAAACAAAAGUUGAAAUUGCAAGAAAGACUCCAAUAAAGAAUCAGAAUACCCUGUAUUGAAUAUGAUCACAUCAUGUAACAACGAGAAAUAAAUUACAAUAAGAAUAACCAAUAAUAUUAACCAAAAUAGGUUGACUUAUAUCCAGGGACCUUUUAUUUGAAAUCUAUAGAUGACAAGUAUAGAAGAGAAUAUCUUGUUCAUAAACAAUUUGAGUUAAACUAAACUUCAGAUAUGAUAGUGGUUGAUAAUUCUAAACCCAUCAAUAAGAUUCAGUAAAUUCGAGAUUAAAUGACUAAUAAUAAUAGCAUUACGGAUUAAAGUACUUAACAAUCUUAAAAGUAAUAUAAUUAAUUAUGGACUGGAUUUUAUAAGAAAACAAUUUAAUAACGAUUGGAUUAAUUAGAAAAAACUAUGAAUGUAAAUGUUGAACCUUUUAAGGAUGGAGGAUUGUCAUUAUAGAAUGCAAACUUAAUGGUUGAAAAUUGUAUUGGAAAGAUUUCCUAUCCUCUUGGUUUGGGAUUAAAUUUCAUGAUUAAUGGUCAAUGCUAUUCUGUACCUAUGGCAAUAGAAGAGCCUUCUGUAAUUGCAGCAGCAAGUGCAGCAGCUAAAACUAUUAGCGAAGCAGGUACUGGUUUCUAAACAUACUCAAGUCGUCCUGUAAUGAUGGGCUAAAUCUAAUUGUUAGAUAUUUAGAACUUUUCAAAAGUUGAAUGUUUAAUAGAUUCAAAUAGACAGACCAUAAUAAAUAGAGGGAAUUAAGCAUGUCAAAGUAUGGUGAAAAGAGGAGGAGGACUUGAAGAUGUGAAAUGUCGAAAUUUAGGUAGAGGACAAGGUAGUGUGGAUAUAUUUGUUAAUGUAUGUGAUAGUAUGGGGGCCAAUUUGGUUAACACAAUUCUGGAGUUUGUUGCUCCUUUGAUAGCUGAGAUUACUGGAACCAGAGUUGGAAUCAAAAUCUUGACUAAUCUAUGCACGAAUAGAAAGGUAACAUGUCAGUUCUGUUUGGAUAUAGAUAAGAUGAAUUAUAAAUAGUUGACUGGCAAAGAAGUUGCUAAAUUAAUGAUGGAGGCAUAUCAAUUUGCAGAACUCGAUAUUUAUAGGGCAGUAACACAUAAUAAAGGGAUUAUUAAUGGGAUUGAGGCUGUGUGCAAUGCUGCUGGACAAGAUGCAAGGGCAGUUAAUGCAUCUUUACAUGGUUAUGCAUCAAUUAAUGGAUAAUACAAGCCACUUUCAUCCUAUAAAAUAGUUGACAAUAAAUUUAUAGGUGAAUUAACAGUUCCUAUAAGUGUUGGAACCUAAGGAGGAGUGCUACCUCAAAAUCCAUUAUAUUCAUAGAUUUUGUCUAUAUUGGAUUAUCCUGACUCUCAGAAGUUGGCUGAAAUCAUCGUUUCCGUGGGUUUAGCUUCCAAUUUUGCAGCAUUAAGAGCAUUGGCUGUUGAAGGUAUUUAAAAGGGACAUAUGACGUUGCAUGCUAGAAAUAUUGCAAUAGCAAGUGGGAUACCAGAACAUCUGGUUGAUGAAGCAGUUCUGUUUAUGAAAAAUAGAAAUAGUUUUAAUAAGUAAACAGCUUUAGAAUUUCUAAAGGCUUACAAUAUAUUUUAUGAGAUUGGAAAGGCUAAAGGAAAGCAAAUGAAAGCCUUCUGCACUUUUUCAGGGUCUUUUGAUUUAAUUGACACAUAAGAAAAAGUAGAUUUACAUGUAGUCUUUGAAUGCGAUUAAAAUAAGAUCAAUUUAAAUUAUGCUGAUGACUCUCCAAUUAAUAGACAAAUAUUCGGAUUGAAAGGUCAAGAAUGGCUGAAGAAUUUGUUUUCAGUGUUGAACACAGUCAAGAUUAAUAGAGAGGCUGAAUUAUAUAAGUCCAAUAAUUUGACAUCAAAAUUAAAGCUUUUAGCCAUAUUGAUCAAUUUACUGUCCUUCAAUAUGUUAAGUCUUGAUUUUGAUAGAUCUAAGAAUUUCAUUUUGAAUUAGAAACCAUGUUUGGGUGGAGCAGUGUCUCUGAAAUAUGGAUUGUCGUUAAUGAAUGAAUUAAUACACAUCUUCGAAUACAAUAUCGAUCAGUUUAUUGGAUUCCCUGAAUUAAGAUAAGCAUUGAUGGCUGAAUUGAAUAACAUCAUUUUGGCGCAUAUCAAAUCAUUUGAGUUAUUGUAAUAAGCAAAACAAGGUUAAUUCAGUUGUGAUGAAUUCUUAUGCACUAGAUAAAAACGAUUGUCUUGUACAAUGAUGCUACUAUGUGAUUGUAUUUCUUUGAAGAAUUUCAGUCCGUCGAUAAUUGAAGAGAUCAAAUUACUUGGAAGAGUCAUUGAGAUUUAGAUGACUUUGACAAGAGACACCUAAAAGUGGAACAAGUAAGGUAUUAUUGCUAUAAUAGAUCAACUCUAUCCGAACCUAAUGUGUAUACUUACUGGCUGAUUGCUAACUAGAAACUGAUACUCGGGGAGAAUAGGGAGAUCUUGGCUUCAUUUUAUAAUGAGCACAACAAACUGCUAUUGUCUCUGAUCUAAGAAUUGGAACAGAAGAUAACUCCGUAAUUAAGUCAUCUCAAGGAUUAAGCCAUGAAUGCUAUUCAACUAUUUUAUAAACCGAGAUUGUGAUAAUUAUAU
Messenger RNA from Paramecium octaurelia, 3704 nucleotides. The record is from the annotation of a GenBank genome assembly. Lineage: Eukaryota; Ciliophora; Oligohymenophorea; Peniculida; Parameciidae.